Suillus subaureus is the source of this 768-nucleotide messenger RNA. RefSeq lists its product as uncharacterized. The coding region runs from base 1 to 768 and encodes 255 amino acids. The record is from RefSeq and is a predicted model, not a curated record. Lineage: Eukaryota; Fungi; Basidiomycota; Agaricomycetes; Boletales; Suillaceae. The transcript has 2 exons.
AUGCUCAAACGACAGCGUCCUCCAACGCCCCCACCAUCGCUGGACGAGGUUUCGUCGUUAACGCCAUUUCCCGAUCGACCUAUCAGACCAAUACCACACCGUGAAACUCCUCCAGACAUGUUUUCACAGGAAUCGCGUGCUAAAAGACGCAGAAUACACCCUCCAGUGCUAGACGGUGCACAGAGAGGCUGGGGUAGACCACCUGCAUUGUCAGUGCCUCACGCAGAUGAUAGCGAUGGCGAAGAAGAUUGGAUAGAUGAAGAGGAUGACGCGGCAACUGGUUACUUCGCGGCGUCACCGGACUAUACAGACUACAAGCGGGCCAAUACUAUGCUACACGAGAUUCAUGCUUUACACCAGCAUAGGCUUAUGUUUACCCAACCGGACUCACAACCACCGUCACAUCUAUAUUUGCCUCUGCACGCAGGCUUCUCAGCCCCUCCACCGCUUAUGGCCACUCAUCCACAUAAUCUUUGGCAUUCCACUCACGGUCUUCGCCAUCCGCCUUCUAUUUCAUCCAAUGGCAAAUUAUUUAUACCAACACUGCCGGAACGCCCUUUGCCUGAGUUCUAUUCCCAUCUCCCACAUGCGGCCCAAACUCCUACUGAAUUAACUGCACACACCCCAUUGGAUUUUCACGAAGUCAAGUCCGUGCGAGAACGGUAUGAGGAUACCAAUAAACUGUUGGGUUCAGUAUUCCUCUCGCGGAGACGGGAACUUCAAGACAGCCCUAAUUCCAGUACUCCUGUCACAGAGCGAGGCCACUGA